UUAGCAACGUAUUUAUAUUGAUGUUUUAAUUUAUAAAGCCAACUUUGGUCCUUCCCCACACCCAGCAUGUGUUCUAAGAGGUGUGAAGGGUGCUGUAGAAGGAAAACACUCCCUGUCUGCAAGGUGCUUAUAAUCCCACUGGAAGGUAAGACCUAUAAGUGAAAGAGCUGGAGAAAUCCUGCAGUCAUCUUAGCAUGGUGUUCUGUAUAAGCUGAUGAUAGGAGGCUUCCUAAGAUUAAUAUGCAAACGAAACAGAGAAAGGAGCUACAAUAUCAUACAGUAGAUGAGCCAGAAACAACGGUCUCUUUCCAAAUGCAAGAAUAAGUAUCUAUCACCACUGGCACAGAACACGGAGACUGACAUUUCCCCUCCAGCCAAGCCAGGGGGUUGACCAUACCCAACAAGAUGCUAGCGCUCAACUUGUCAAGGAAUAAUGUCGUGGGUUUUUUUUUUAACAUGAAUCGAAUGGUCCAGUUGCUGAUUUUCUAUAAUAUCUUUACUUCCUCUGCCAGGCAGUGUCUUUGAUUUGGCUGCCAUCAAUAACCCACAGCCAUGAGUUCUGACGCUGAGAUGGCCAUUUCUGGGGAGGCUGCUCCUUACCUCCAAAUGCCUGAAAAGGAGCGCAUGGAGGCCCAUGACAGGCCUUUUGAUGCCAAGUCCUCAAUCUUCGUGGUAGACCCUAAGGAGUCCUUUGUGAAAGCAACCGUGCAGAGUAGAGAAGGAGGGAAGGUGACAGCCAAGACCGAAGCUGGAGCUACAAUAACUGUGAAAGAAGACCAAGUCUUCCCCAUGAACCCUCCCAAAUUUGACAAGAUCGAGGACAUGGUCAUGAUGACCCACCUGCUCGAGCCAGCAGUGCUGUACAACCUCAAAGAGCUUUACGCAGCCUGGAUGAUCUACACCUACUCAGGCCUCUUCUGUAUCACCGUCAACCCCUACAAGUGGCUGCCAGCGUACAACCCAGAGGUGGUGGCUGCCUACAGAGGCAAAAAACAGCAGGAGGCCCUGCCCCACAUCUUCUCCACCUCUGACAAUGCCUAUCAGUUCAUGCUGACUGAUCGAGAGAAUCAGUCUAUCUUAAUCACCGGAGAAUCCGGGGCUGGGAAGACUGUGAACACGAAGCGUGUCAUCCAGUCGUUUGCAACAAUUGCGGUCACGGGGGAGAAGAGGAAGGACGAAGCUACUACUGGCAAAACGCAGGGGACUCUGGAAGAUCAGAUCAUCAGCGCCAACCCCCUGCUGGAGGCCUCUGGCAACGCCAAGACCGUGAGGAAUGACAACUCCUCUCGCUCUGGUAAAUUCAUCAGGAUCGACUUCGGCACCACGGGGAGACUGGCUUCUGCUGAUGUUGAAACAUAUCUUCUGGAGAAGUCUAGAGUCACUUUCCAGCUAAAGGCAGAAAGAGGCUACCAUAUUUUUUAUCAGAUCAUGUCUAACAAGAAGCCAGAACUAGCUGAAAUGCUCCUGGUCACCACCAACCCAUACGACUACGCCUUCGUCAGGCAAGGGGAGAUCACAGUCCCUAGCACCGAUGACCGAGAAGAGCUGAUGGCCACUGACAGUGCCACUGACAUCCUGGGCUUCUCUUCUGAUGAAAAAGUGUCCAUCUACAAGCUCACGGGGGCAGUAAUGCAUUAUGGGAACUUGAAAUUUAAGCAAAAGCAGCGUGAGGAGCAAGCAGAGCCAGAUGGCACUGAAGUUGCUGACAAGGCUGCCUCUCUCCAGGGUCUGAACUCUGCUGACCUGCUCCAAGCCCUCUGCUACCCCAGGGUCAAGGUCGCCAAUGAGUAUGUCACCAAAGGCCAGACUGUGCAGCAGGUGUACAAUGCAGUGGGCGCCCUGGCCAAAGCCGUCUACGAGAAGAUGUUCCUGUGGAUGGUCACCCGCAUCAACCAGCAGCUGGACAGCAAGCAGCCCAGGCAGUACUUCAUCGGGGUCUUGGACAUCGCUGGCUUUGAGAUCUUCGACUUCAACAGCCUGGAGCAGCUGUGCAUCAACUUCACCAGCGAGAAACCGCAACAGUUGUUCAACCACCACAUGUUCGUGCUGGAGCAGGAGGAGUACAAGAAGGAGGGCAUCGAGUGGACGUUCAUCGACUUCGGGAUGGACCUGGCCGCCUGCGUUCAGCUCCUCGAGAAGCCACUGGGCAUCUUCUCCAUCCUGGAAGAGGAGUGCAUGUUCCCCAAGGCCACAGACACCUCCUUCGAGAACAAGUUGUAUGACCAGCACCUGGGCAAGUCUGCCAACUUCCAGAAGCCCAAGGAGGUUAAAGGCAGGGCUGAGGCCCACUUCUCCCUGGUGUACUACGCCAGCGUCGUGGACUACAACGUCAUGGGCCGGCUGGAGAAGAACAAGGACCCCCUGAACGAGACGGUGGUCGGGCUGUACCAGAAUUCCGCAGUGAAGGUUCUGGCUUUCCUUUUCUCCGAGGAAACAUCUGAAGCAGAGGGUGGCGGUGCAAAGAAAGGCGGCAAGAAGAAGGGUUCUUCUUUCCAGACCGUGUCAGCUGUCCUCAGGGAGAAUUUGAGUAAGCUGAUGACCAGCCUGAGCAGCACUCACCCCCACUUUGUACGGUGCAUCGUCUCCAAUGAAACCAAAACCCCUGGGGCCAUGGAUCAUGAUCUCGUCCUGCACCAGCUGAGGUGUAACAGUGUGCUGGAGGGCAUCCGCAUCUGUAGGAAGGGCUUCCCAAGCAGAAUCCUGUAUGCAGACUUCAAACAGAGAUAUAAGGUAUUAAAUGCAAGUGCAAUCCCUGAAGGACAAUUCACUGACAGCAAGAAGGCUUCUGAGAAGCUCCUCGGGUCCAUCGACAUUGACCACACCCAGUAUAAAUUUGGUCACACCAAGGUCUUUUUCAAAGCCGGCCUUCUGGGGCUCCUAGAGGAGAUGCGAGAUGACAAGCUGGCCCAGCUGAUUACUCGAACCCAGGCCAGGGGCAAAGGGUUCUUGGCAAGAGUGGAGUACCAGAAGAUGGUGGAGGGGAGAGAGUCCAUCUUCUGUAUCCAGUACAAUAUUCGAGUUUUCAUGAAUGUGAAAGACUGGCCCUGGAUGAAGCUGUAUUUCAAAAUCAAGCCCCUCCUCAAGAGUGCAGAGACAGGGAAGGAGACGGCCACCAUGAACAAAGGAUUUGAGAAGACCAAAGAAGAGGUGGCUAAGUCAGAGGCAAAAUGGAAAGAACUUGAAGGGAAAAUAGUAACUCUGAUGCAAGAGAAAAAUGAGCUGCAGCUCCAGGUUCAAUCUGAAGCAGCUAGCUUGGCUGAUGCAGAAGACAGAUGUGACCAGCUGAUCAAAACCAAAAUCCAGCUGGAGGCAAAGAUCAAGGAAGUGACCGAGAGAGCUGAGGAUGAGGAAGAGAUCAAUGCUGAGCUGACGGCCAAGAAGAGGAAACUGGAGGACGAAUGUUCAGAACUGAAGAAAGACAUAGAUGACCUUGAGCUGACACUGGCCAAGGUUGAGAAGGAGAAACAUGCCACAGAGAACAAGGUAGGAAACGUAACAAGGGAAGUUUACUUUUUUAUUAUUAUCAGGGAAUACAAGCGAAAAGCUGAAGCCAAGGCAGAAGAGGACAAAGUGAACACCCUGAACAAAGCUAAAGCCAAGCUAGAGCAGCAAGUGGAUGACCUCGAAGGAUAUCUGGAACAAGAAAAGAAACUGCGCAUGGUUCGAGCCAACAGGAAGCUGGAGGGUGACCUAAAAUUGGCCCAAGAAUCCACAAUGGAUAUAGAAAAUGAUAAGCAGCAACUUGAUGAAAAACUCCAAAUGAAAGAGUUUGAAAUGAGCAGUCUGCAAAGCAAGAUUGAAGAUGAACAAGCACUUGGCAUUCAACUGCAGAAGAAGAUCAAGGGGUUACAGGCCUGCAUCGAGGAGCUGGAGGAGGAGAUCGAGGCAGAGCGGGCCUCCCGCGCCAAAGCAGAGAAGCAGCGCUCGGACCUCUCCCGGGAGCUGGAGGAGAUCAGCGAGCGGCUGGAGGAGGCGGGGGGCGUCACAUCCACCCAGAUAGAGCUCAACAAGAAGCGGGAGGCCGAGUUCCUGAAGCUGCGCCGGGACCUGGAGGAGGCCACCCUGCAGCACGAGGCCACGGCGGCCGCGCUGAGGAAGAAGCACGCGGACAGCGUGGCCGAGCUGGGGGAGCAGAUCGACAGCCUGCAGAGGGUCAAGCAGAAGCUGGAGAAGGAGAAGAGCGAGCUGAAGACGGAGAUUGAUGACCUUGCUACCAAGCCAAGGUACAAUCAUGAUUUAAGUCUUAAAGAGAUUUCUGUAGGACAGGGAAACCCUGAAAAGAUGUGCCGCGCUCUAGAAGACCAAGUGAGUGAACUUAAGACGAAGGAGGAAGAGCAGCAGCGGCUGAUCAGUGACCUGACGGCUCAGAGGGCGCGUCUGCAGACGGAAGCGGGUGAAUACUCAGGCCAGCUAGAUGAAAAGGACUCAUUAGUUUCUCAGCUCUCGAGGGGCAAACAAGCAUUCACACAACAGACGGAAGAACUGAAAAGGCAGCUUGAAGAGGAGAUAAAGGCCAAGAGCGCCCCGGCCCACGCCCUGCAGUCCUCCCGCCACGACUGUGAGCUGCUGCGGGAACAGUACAAGGAGGAGCAGGAAGCCAAGGCCGAGCUGCAGAGGGCGCUGUCCAAGGCCAACAGCGAGGUGGUCCAGUGGAGGUCCAAGUAUGAGACGGACGCCAUCCAGCGCACGGAGGAGCUGGAGGAGGCCAAGUAUGAAGAAGCUGGCCAGCGUCUGAAAGAUGCCGAGGAACACGUAGAAGCUGUGAACGCCAAAUGCGCUUCCCUUGAGAAGACCAAGCAGUGGCUCCAGAAUGAGGUCGAGGACCUCAUGACUGAUGUGGAGAGGACAAAUGCCGCCUGUGCAGCCCUGGACAAAAAGCAAAGGAACUCGGAUAAGAUCCUAUCAGAAUGGAAACAGUAUGAAGAAACUCAUGAUGAACUUGAAGCUUCCCAGGAGUCCCGCGCCCUCAGCACAGAGCUGUUCAAGGUUAAGAAUGCUUAUGAGGAAUCCUUAGACCAACUUGAAACCUUGAAGUGGGAAAACAAGAAUUUGCAACAGGAGAUUUCUGACCUCAUUGAGCAGAUUGCAGAAGGAGGGAAACGUAUAAAUGAACUGGAGAAAAUAAAGAAACAAGUGGAACAAGAAAAGUCUGAAAUUCAGGCCGCUUUAGAAGAGGCAGAGGCAUCUCUUGAACGCGAGGAGGGAAAGAUCCUGCACAUCCAGCUGGAGUUGAACCAAGUCAAGUCUGAAGUUGACAGGAAAAUUGCUGAAAAGGAUGAGGAAAUUGACCAGCUGAAGAGGAGCCACAUUACAGUCGUGGAGUCUAUGCAGACCAUGCUGGAUGCUGAGAUCCAGAGCAGAAAUGAUGCCAUCAGGCUCAAGAAGAAGAUGGAGGGAGACCUCAAUGAAAUGGAAAUCCAGCUGAACCAUGCCAACCACAUGGCUGCUGAGGCCCUGAAGAACUACAGGAACACCCAAGCCAUCCUCAAGGAUACCCAGCUCCACCUGGAUGAUGCUCUCCGGGGCCAAGAGGACCUGAAGGAACAGCUGGCGAUCGUGGAGCGCAGAGCCAACCUGCUGCAGGCCGAGGUGGAGGAGCUGCGGGCCACCCUGGAGCAGACGGAGCGGAGCAGGAAGAUGGCAGAGCAGGAGCCCCUGGACGCCAGCGAGCGCGUCCAGCUCCUGCACACCCAGAACACCAGCCUGAUCAACACGAAAAAGAAGCUGGAGACAGACAUCUCCCAAAUCCAGGGAGGGAUGGAGGACAUUCUCCAGGAAGCUCGCAACGCAGAAGAGAAGGCCAAGAAGGCCAUCACUGACGCGGCCACGAUGGCGGAGGAGCUGAAGAAGGCGCAGGACACCAGCGCCCACCUGGAGCGGAUGAAGAAGAACCUGGAGCAGACGGUGAAGGACCUGCAGCACUGUCUGGACGAGGCUGAGCAGCUGGCCCUGAAGGCCGGGAGGAAGCAGAUCCAGAAGCUGGAGGCGUGGGUGAGGGAGCUUGAAAAUGAACAGAGGCGCAAAGUUGAGGCUGUCAAGGGUCUUCGGAAACAUGAGAGAAGAGUGAAGGAACUUACUUUCUAGGUGACCAGACCGGAGCGCAAGAAUGUCCUCAGGCUACAGGACUUGGUGAACAAAUUACAAACCAAAGUUAAAGCUUAUAAGAGACAAGCUGAAGAGGCUGAGGAACAAGCCAAUGUCAACCUUGCCAAAUUCCACAAGCUCCAGCACGAGCUGGAAGAGGCCAAGGAAAGGGCUGACACUGCCGAGUCCCAGGUCAACAAGCGGCGGGUGAAGAGCUGGGAGGUUCACACAAAAGUCAUAAGUGAAGAGUAAUUCAUUCAAAUGCUGAAAGGUGACCAAAGAAAUGCA
Molecule: messenger RNA, 6372 nt
Organism: Physeter macrocephalus (sperm whale)
Lineage: Eukaryota; Metazoa; Chordata; Mammalia; Artiodactyla; Physeteridae
Product: myosin-4
Biological process (GO): muscle contraction
Cellular component (GO): cytoplasm; myosin II complex; myosin filament
Molecular function (GO): ATP binding; microfilament motor activity; actin filament binding
Source: RefSeq, a predicted model, not a curated record